Alosa alosa (allis shad) is the source of this 956-nucleotide messenger RNA. Its product is annotated as growth arrest-specific protein 2-like. The coding region runs from base 133 to 768 and encodes 211 amino acids. NCBI's taxonomy places the organism in Eukaryota, Metazoa, Chordata, Actinopteri, Clupeiformes, Clupeidae. Gene Ontology annotation, molecular function: cytoskeletal adaptor activity; actin filament binding; microtubule binding. Gene Ontology annotation, biological process: actin crosslink formation. The transcript is spliced from 7 exons. Gene Ontology annotation, cellular component: actin filament. The record is from RefSeq and is a predicted model, not a curated record.
UCCGAGGCUGGGUCCCCGUGCCGAAGCUUCACAAAAGUUGAGCAACUCAAAAAACAAGUUACUUAAUACUUUCCUCGGGUCCAGGAAGAGUCGGGAAUAAUCUUGACAUACCGCCCUGGAGUCGGUGCCAGUAUGAGUGUGCCAGUAAGCCCGUUGAGUCCCCUGAGCCCGCUGGGGUCCCCGCGCCACCCCCCCGCACCGGACCUGUCCUGCCUGCAGGCCUACCACGACUGGCUGGCCACUCGCCACAGCGCCAGCCUGCUGCCCAUGCAGGAGGACCUGGCCCUCUGGAUCAACUGCAUGCUCGGUGUUGCCGUGACGGCUGACAAUUUGAUGGACAGGUUGGAGACGGGUGUUCUGCUGUGUCAGCUCGCUGAGGAGCUACAGGAGCGCAUGAUCCUGGGGAGCAACGGGAAGUUUGAGUCCAAAGACCUGGUUCUGAAGAGGCAGCCCAAAGAGGUGUGUCUGUGCCUGCUGCAGGUGGGCAGGAUUGCCUCCAGAUGUGGCCUCUCAAUGCUGAAUGAUAAGCAUGCCAUGGUGCGUGUGGGGGGUGGCUGGGAGACGUUUGCCUGCUACCUGCAGAAGCACGACCCGUGUCGCCUCUCGCCCAUCGUCCGGCCCGGGAUCAAGCCCUCCGCUCGGACCAACGGCAGUAACCGUGGCAACAGCAGCGGCAGCGGCAGCAGCAGGAAGUCCAUCCGUAUCAAAGAGAUCUCCCCCGACAGCUACCUGGUGGUGGGUACCAACUCCGUCCGCCUCAAGAAGUAGCCCACUGGCCGCCAGAGAUGACUGACAACGUGAACAGCCAAUCAGGCUUUGUCUUUCUGUCUGUGUUGAGCCAAUGAGAGAGGAAUUGAGUAGAUGGGUUUCUCUGGGAGAGGUUCUUUAGGCCCAGGUGGCCAGAGCUCUUAUGUGUCCAGUCUGUCUGUCCAGUUAGAGCGUAGCGUGUGUGUGUG